Messenger RNA from Dioscorea cayenensis subsp. rotundata (Guinea yam), 585 nucleotides. RefSeq names its product protein Asterix. The record is from RefSeq and is a predicted model, not a curated record. Gene Ontology annotation, molecular function: protein folding chaperone. Lineage: Eukaryota; Viridiplantae; Streptophyta; Magnoliopsida; Dioscoreales; Dioscoreaceae. Gene Ontology annotation, biological process: protein insertion into ER membrane. The coding region runs from base 24 to 341 and encodes 105 amino acids. The transcript has 3 exons. Gene Ontology annotation, cellular component: endoplasmic reticulum membrane.
GAGAGAGAGAGAGAGAGAGAGAGAUGAAGGAGCCGAGCGCGUCAGCGAGCGAUCCCCGGCAGCCGGCGGCGGCGAAGGUGUACGUGCCGCCGGCGGUGGCCCCUCAGGACAUGCCCUUCGACUAUUCCGGCUUCUUCGCCGUCAUCUUUGGAGUCGCCGGCUUCAUGCUUCGGUACAAGAUUUGCUCAUGGCUGGCUAUCAUAUUUUCCGUUCAGGCCAUUUCAAAUAUGAAGAAUUUUGAAAAUGAUUUUAAGCAGAUAUCUAUGGCUAUGAUGUUUGGGAUCAUGGGAUUGGUGGCAACUUACUUAGGCCCUGCGAGGCCGGCCAAGACCCAGAGCUGAUAUUUCAGGCAUGUCGCAGGGAAUGAAAAAUGAAGGAGCAGAGUGAAUUACUGGUUCUAUACCUGCUAGAGAGUCAAAAGAGUUUUUUAGCUUAAUAUCUAUGUUUAAUUGCAGACAUUGUGAAUUUUGAAUGUGUCCUAUGUGGAAUUUUUAUGCUGCAGUUUGCUUUAUUUUGGCAAAUAUUGAGUAAAACCGGUGGUUCUUUUCAUAAAUUUAUCUGUUCUUUGUUAGGUUAUGUUUUUCA